Messenger RNA from Phaeodactylum tricornutum CCAP 1055/1, 1414 nucleotides. RefSeq lists its product with no specific name. The transcript has a single exon. The record is from RefSeq and is a predicted model, not a curated record. Bases 89 to 1414 code for a protein of 441 amino acids. Gene Ontology annotation, cellular component: membrane. Gene Ontology annotation, molecular function: galactosylceramide sulfotransferase activity. Lineage: Eukaryota; Bacillariophyta; Bacillariophyceae; Surirellales; Neidiaceae. Gene Ontology annotation, biological process: glycolipid biosynthetic process.
GGAAAAUUGCCAGAUUUAUAUUUCUGAAAAACGCUCGUCCGCUUUGUGGAGCGUUUUGAUUCUACAUUUUCGGGAUGGACAAGGAUCAAUGAUACCCCGUCACCGAACCUGUCGGGUCAUUACAACGGUGGCGUGCUGCUCGUUCUUGCUAUCGUUGUGGCAGCUAUGUCGAUCCAUCCAUUUGCAAACAGAUAGUGCCAUCUCGUCGGAAGCGCCAGUACCGGACAUACGAUUUGCAAAUGCUGAGGAAAUGAAUGGAUGGUUUCCUCCGGCAAUAGAGCAUUCCGAAAGGUUGGUUUUGUCGAACAUAGCAAAUAACAAAAGCAUUGCGAGCAGAGAUCCGAGGGUGGCAGUCAGCCUUACAGGUAAUCCAAAAAUUCUGGCUAAUGAGUUUGACGGCAUUCAGGCUCGUGCUUUUGUUGUGUACAACAACAGUCUUCCCUGCUUUCAUCCAACCGACAAUCGCACAGAUGUUCACUGGACAAACCGGCGCGAAAUUCAAGGGACCCCGUCGCGAACGGGACUUCUCUUUUUGAAGCUUUUGAAAACGGGAAGCAGCACGGCCGCAGGGGUACAUUUGCGAAUCGCCAGGAAUGUAGCAGCGCGUCAACAGCACACGGAUUAUAGUGUUUGUAAAACGCGGUUCCUGCACGGACAGGCCAGCCCGUCGCGGUUUGACUAUGGAGCGCGUCAGCGCCAUGCAUCUUUCCUGUGGACCCUCGUUCGGGACCCCACGGACCGGGCCGCAAGCGAAUUUUUUCAUUUUGAGGUCUCUCGGAAGGGGGUCCCCAUCACCGACGCCGCGUUCAUCAACUUCUUGCGAACGAGCAAACACAUGAAUCAUCAUUACAUUUCUUGGUUAUCCACGCGAAGCUACAAUUUUCGCUCUCACAAUGCUACUAAUUUUGCCAACCAAAUCUUUAGGGACUACGAUUUUGUGGGCGUUACGGAACGGUUCGAUGAGUCCCUCAUUGCCUUGAUGAUAAUCUUACGUUUACCGCUGGCCCAUAUUCUGUAUGUAGCGGCCAAAUCCAACGGUGGGUACGACGAUGGUGCGUGGCGCCGUCGAUGUGUCUGGAUCCAGCCAAGUCGUUUGACUCAAGGAAUGCAGGCUUUUUUGGCCAGCGAUGAGUGGCAAAGCUUCGUUCGUCCCGAGGAAGCACUUUAUCGGGCUGCGAACCGGUCGUUAGAUUUGACCAUAGACCACUUGGGUCGUGAUCUGAUAGAAUCCAACCUAGCCCGGUUUCGUCAAGCCCAGAAAAUGGUAACUGAACGAUGUUCUCCUCAGGUGCGACUUCCCUGCUCGGCCGAAGGAGUGCGCCGACAGGAGAACGAAACGGACUGCUUGUGGCAAGAUAUGGGUUGCGGCUUUGAUUGUCUUGAUCGAGUAGCCACCGAGCUACGGCUGUGGUAG